Callorhinchus milii (elephant shark) is the source of this 1132-nucleotide messenger RNA. Its product is annotated as RNA/RNP complex-1-interacting phosphatase. The coding region runs from base 39 to 1112 and encodes 357 amino acids. Gene Ontology annotation, biological process: protein dephosphorylation. The record is from RefSeq and is a predicted model, not a curated record. NCBI's taxonomy places the organism in Eukaryota, Metazoa, Chordata, Chondrichthyes, Chimaeriformes, Callorhinchidae. Gene Ontology annotation, molecular function: protein tyrosine/serine/threonine phosphatase activity; polynucleotide 5'-phosphatase activity. The transcript has 9 exons.
GGGGGACUGACACGCGUGCGCAGUGUGUUUCCGGCGGUAUGUUUCCGGUGGCGGCCAGGCUGUGGGCCGGUGCUGUUGCCGUGGGCUGUGCCAGACGGGUCCCGGGGCCGCGGAGCGGGGAUCACUGUCCGCCGGCAGCGCGGGCUCACGGCAACAUGCCCAAGAAAGGCGUCCCCGACAGAUGGAAAGAUUAUGCACCUCUCGGGCGACGUCUCCCAGGAACCAGGUUCAUUGCGUUUAAAGUUCCUCUGCAGAAGUGGUUUGAAAACAAGCUGCACCCAGCUCAGGUGUUUACUCCGGCUGAUCUUGUGAGACGGAUUGAGAAACAGAAGGAAACUCUGGGCAAGAUUAUCGACCUGACCUGCACUGAUCGCUAUUACGAUCCUGCGGAAUUACCGGAGUAUUUACAUUUCGAGAAGAUAUUCACUGCUGGUCACGCGGUGCCAAACCCCGAGACCAUUUCACACUUCAAACAGGCCGUGAGCGAGUACCUGCAGGCCAACACACACAACGAUAAACUUAUUGGAGUUCAUUGCACUCACGGGGUUAACAGGACGGGUUACCUGAUCUGUAGGUACCUGAUCGAUGUGGAUGGGAUGGACCCGCAUUCAGCCAUUGAGUUGUUUAAUCGAUCUCGUGGGCACCGCAUAGAGAGGAAGAAUUACAUUGAGGACUUGCUGAGAGGCCAGAGGCGAAGAAAUAAAGGCUUGGAUUCUCUGCCUUCCAACCCCCGGCGUCCACCAGGGAGACCCGGGCCCUGGUCUGGGGCUGGGAAUGGGAACGGAGCCGUGUUUGCCGGUGACUCGGGCCAACCUUGGGGAGCAGUGAGUGAUGUAAUGUCUGGCUGCAGACACUCGUUCCUGUUGCCCUAUCACACCCCGUGCCCUCCGGGGGCACAGAGCUUCAGGGACAUUUCUGCCCACCCGCUGGGCCCCGGCAGCAGGCAAUACCGGCCGAGCUCCACGUACAUGUACAAUCCCUACGGAUCCUUCAGGCUGCAGCCUUCGUGGAGGACGUCUCCGGCUGAGGGGGGGAGGGGUGGCCAGAGGGUACACACCUGGGGCUCUGGGGCCCAACACCAAGUGAACACGCACAUCAGGUGGGACUAUUAGCCCAGGAGCCUGGCCCUGGG